CCAAAGCUACGCCGUGUCGUCAUCAGCGAGCGCCGUAGUCAACAUGGCAGCUUAUUUCUGUUGUUUUUGUUGUUGAAAUGUUCGCGUUAACGCAGUGUAGGUUUUAUUAAAAGUAUCCCGCGAUUCUCUGCAGAAUGGCUGACGAGGAGCAGGACAAGGAGCAGGAGCAGGAGAAGGAGCAGGAGCAGGAGAAGGAGCAGGAGAAGGGUGAAGGGCGGAACUUCUUCAUGGCUUACAGCGACAGCGAGCUGAGCGACAGCAGCGACAGCGACUCGGACGACGGAGAGCAGAAAUCAUCCCAGAAGAAGUCGAAGAAAAGCGGCGCUUCUGAGGGAAAGGCUGCAUCAUCAGGUGGAGAGGUGAAAAGUGGAAGUGCAGUUCACUUACCCAAACCAGAUGAGCUUUUCAGGUCUGUGUCCAAGCCUGCUUUCCUUUACAACCCGCUGAAUAAACAGAUCGACUGGGAGAGCCGCAUCGUUAAAGCUCCCGAAGAGCCUCCUAAGGAGUUCAAGGUGUGGAAGAGCAACGCAGUUCCUCCUCCCCAGAGUUACGAGGUGAAGGAGAAGAAAGGUCCGCCUCCCGGCAUGGAUAUGGCCAUAAAGUGGUCCAGCGUGUACGAGGACAACGGAGACGACGCUCCUCACCGACAAACGGAGCACGCUCGGUUCCUACCUGACAAUGAGCUAGAGCAAUCUGAUGAUGAUGAUGACGAUGAGGAAACGGCAGAGAAGAAGACCAUGUCGGCUAAGAAGCGCAGAGUGGAGACAUUCCAGCAGAAGGAAAAGAGGAAGCGGGAUCUGGGACAAGCCACAUCUGAUAAAAACUUUGUAGAGGAGGAAAAGAGGAUCUUGAGGCAGUGUAUUGAGUGAGAGAGGAGUCGAGCCUCGGAGAUGUUCAGAGAUGAAUCGGAGGAAAGUCUGCUUGCUCGUAGAGAACUGAGAACUCACUGGGGGGUUUAUGGGUGUUUUAUGUCGAACUAUCUAGGCACAUGUGUCUAUAAUCAGUAUAUCAGACAAUAUGUAGUGAAUGAAACACUUUGGGACGUGUUGUUAUAGAGAAAUAAUAACGUUGUGAUGAAGCUGAGUUACUGUUACCACCCAUCAUCUGAUUACUUUCCCAUAACACCAUGUAACAAAGUGGUUUAUUCCUCUUGUACUGCAGCAAUUUGCUUUUUAAAAUAAACACAUUGUCAGAAUUUUGUGUUAUGUUUGUUCUGAAUGAUUUCAAAUCAGUUGUAAAAGAUUAAACUGAAUCAGAUUGAGAGUCAGUGUUGUUUCUCAGCUGUUAGCUUUAUCUGUACACCAAAUUUUUGCUUCCUCAAAGAUAAAAGUGAAAUGAGAAAUUUAAG
Molecule: messenger RNA, 1348 nt
Organism: Pangasianodon hypophthalmus (striped catfish)
Lineage: Eukaryota; Metazoa; Chordata; Actinopteri; Siluriformes; Pangasiidae
Gene: c16h1orf52
Product: chromosome 16 C1orf52 homolog
Exons: 3
Coding region: 135-869 (244 amino acids)
Source: RefSeq, a predicted model, not a curated record